AUGGGCACUGCCGCGGAGUUCCAGUCAACGGGUUACACCUACGAUAUUGUUCCAGGGACCGUAGGCUUCUCUAUUGGAGCCUCUCUCACCGGCGCGCAAAGCUUGGACAAUCUGAUCCGGGGCAAGCCUCCCGUUGGCUACGUCACAAUCGACUUGGGCUUCUCUGUUGGUGCUACCUACAAACUGGCAUGGACGGGCCUUGGCAUCGGUGGCGGCUUUGGCUGUGGAAGUGAUGGAAGCUGCUCAGCAUAUUUGGCUAUCGGAGCGGUAGGCACCGUCAACUUACCCACGGCAUCGCCUUUGUGCCCGUUGGGUGUGACUAUUCCUGCCCCGCCGGCUCCGCCGCAGUGGACCUGCUCGCAGGUCAUCGGCGGCACCAUUUCCACCAUGUGUUGCAGCAUGGACUUGAGGACCGGCAAGAACGACUGCCGUUAG
Messenger RNA from Symbiodinium pilosum, 435 nucleotides. The record is from the annotation of a GenBank genome assembly. Lineage: Eukaryota; Dinophyceae; Suessiales; Symbiodiniaceae.